Messenger RNA from Chionomys nivalis (European snow vole), 939 nucleotides. RefSeq names its product putative olfactory receptor 2W6. NCBI's taxonomy places the organism in Eukaryota, Metazoa, Chordata, Mammalia, Rodentia, Cricetidae. Gene Ontology annotation, biological process: G protein-coupled receptor signaling pathway. The coding region runs from base 1 to 939 and encodes 312 amino acids. Gene Ontology annotation, cellular component: membrane. The record is from RefSeq and is a predicted model, not a curated record. The transcript has a single exon. Gene Ontology annotation, molecular function: G protein-coupled receptor activity; olfactory receptor activity.
AUGGAAAUGAACAGCUCUGGAGAAGACUUCAUCCUUCUGGGGUUUUCCAGUCGACCCCAGCUGGAGCACAUCAUCUCUGUCGUUGUCUUCAUCUUCUAUAUCGUGACUCUGGUAGGAAACACGACUAUCAUUCUAGUGUCCUAUCUGGACUCGCAGCUCCACACUCCCAUGUAUUUCUUCUUAUCUAAUUUGUCCUUUGUGGACCUCUGUUAUACGACGAGCAUUGUCCCACAGAUGCUGGUAAAUCUAUGGGGGUCAAAGAAGUCUAUCACAUAUGGAGGGUGUGCCCUCCAGUUCUUCUUCGCCCUGGACCUGGGAGCCACAGAAUGUCUCCUCUUGGCUGUGAUGGCCUAUGACCGCUAUGCUGCUGUUUGUCAACCUCUUCACUACAUGGUUAUAAUGCACCCUGUUCUUUGCCAGAAGAUGGUGUUGUCGGCCUGGCUGGGUGGUCUCGGCAGUGCCUUAAUUCUUUGCUCCUUGACUUUGAAGUUGCCAAGGUGUGGGCACCGGGAAGUGGAUAACUUUUUCUGUGAAAUGCCAGCAUUGAUCAAGAUGGCUUGUGUCUAUUCCAGAGUAAUUGAGGUUGUUGUGUUUACCCUUGGAGUUAUAUUUCUUCUAGUACCUCUAUCACUAAUUCUCAUCUCCUAUGGAGUCAUUACUCAGGCUGUGAUGAAGAUCAAGGCAGCAGCAAGGUGGAAAAAGGUUCUGAAUACAUGUGGUUCCCACCUCACAGUAGUAACCCUGUUUUAUGGAACACUCAUUUAUAUGUACAUGAAGCCACAGAAUACCAUAUCCCAUGAGGAAGGACAGUUUUUUACUCUUUUUUACACCAUUGUCACCCCCAGUCUUAACCCUUUGAUCUACACCUUAAGAAACAAAGAUGUAAAAAGUGCAGUGAAGCGAAUUCUAGGAACAGACAAGCAUUCUGCCAAAAUGUGA